Molecule: messenger RNA, 3595 nt
Organism: Tyto alba (common barn owl)
Lineage: Eukaryota; Metazoa; Chordata; Aves; Strigiformes; Tytonidae
Product: putative P2Y purinoceptor 10
Exons: 2
Coding region: 361-1383 (340 amino acids)
Biological process (GO): phospholipase C-activating G protein-coupled receptor signaling pathway; positive regulation of Rho protein signal transduction
Cellular component (GO): membrane
Molecular function (GO): G protein-coupled receptor activity
Source: RefSeq, a predicted model, not a curated record
CAGCAGCCUGAGGGGGGUAUCAAGUCAUCCUGAUGAAGCAGCAGGAGAGAAAACACCAAGGACAAAGGCACACGAACCCGAUUUUGGGGCAACCGUGCGCACGCUUGGCCGGGACUCAGCUGAGCGGGGCUGGGAGCUGAGCAAGCGAGUCCUGCAGAGGCAGGUAAGGGCUGGGAGGCAGGCGCCCGCCCCAGCUGCAGCCCCAGCGCGGAGCCGUAGGCAAAGCAGCACCUUGCAGCACCCCGUGAUGUCAUUCAGGUCGCGGUGCACAUGUAAACAAGGCUGGAGCGGUGCAGCCCGGACACUCCACUUCCUCCUGACAGCACAGUUGCGCCUAGCUGGGUUUCUGCCUGAAAAGGAAUGACACACCAGCCCUAUACCACCACAGAUGCUUCUAGCAGCCCAGUCAUGACACAGAGCAACCAGACCUGCUCCAGUCACAAUAUAACAUUCAAAAACAGCCUGUACGCAACCACUUACACCAUCAUAUUCAUCCCUGGCCUCCUGGCAAACAGCGCUGCCUUAUGGGUCUUGUGCCGCUUCAUCAGCAAGAAGAACAAAGCCGUCAUCUUCAUGAUCAACCUGGCUGUGGCCGACCUGGCUCACGUCCUUUCACUGCCACUGCGAAUAUACUAUUAUAUUAAUUCCACGUGGCCUUUUGGGAGAUUCCUUUGCUUACUGUGUUUCUACCUGAAGUACCUCAACAUGUAUGCCAGCAUUUGUUUCCUCACCUGCAUCAGCAUUCAAAGGUAUUUCUUCCUGUAUCAGCCAUUCAAAGCCAAGGACUGGAAGCGGCGGUACGAUGUUGCCAUCAGUGCUGUGGUGUGGCUCUUUGUUGGGAUGGCAUGCUUGCCGUUCCCCAUCAUGCGUGGCUACGGCCUGGCCAAAAACACAAAUACCUGCUUUGCAGACCUUCAAGUCCGGCAGAUUGACAGCAAGGUGGCCACUGUGCUGAUGACAGUCACAGCAGAGCUCUUCGGGUUCAUCGGCCCACUCAUCAUUAUUUUAUUCUGUACUUGGAAAACAAAGGACUCUCUUCGGGGCUUCCAGAUACCACUGCAAAACAGCAGCGAGAGGCGGAAGGCUUUAAGGAUGGUUUCCAUGUGUGCCAUUGUGUUCUGUGUGUGUUUUGCACCAUACCACAUCAACUUCUUUUUCUACAUGUUGGUGAAAGAAAAUGUAAUUACAGACUGCUUCCUGAGUUCCAUCACACUCUAUGUCCAGCCCUUUUGCUUAAGUCUUGCAAGUCUGGACUGCUGUUUGGAUCCGAUACUGUAUUUCUUUAUGACUUCAGAGUUUCAGGACCAGAUAUCAAGGCACAGCAGCAUGGUCAUCAGGAGUCGGCUCAUGAGCAAAGAGAGUGGUUCAUCAAUUAAGGAAUGACAAGGAAGACAGCUUAAAAGAAUGAAGAUAUUUCAUACGAGAUCUGGGACUGUUCUGUGAUACUUGACUUACCAACUCUGUUGUGGAAGAUCCUGCAAGUCUAUACAGGGGAGUUUUGUGCCAGUGGACAUCUAACAAUAUAUAGAAGAUAGAACUCUGUUUAAGACCGAUGUGUUGGAAGCUGAUGAGUGACCCAACUGGUGUGACUACACUUACUGCUGUGCCACCCAUGCCUGGCUUAGCUGGACUUGAAAAUAUACAAGAGGGAGUGACAAAGCUUUUGCUAGGAAAUGGUGGAAAAGUCCCAGGAGAUUUUCUUCUAUUUUCCCAACUCCAUGGCUCUAUGAUCAAGCCAAAGACAAUCCCACAUCCAUACAUUGACAUCUGCUGAAGUUUCUUCUCUGCUAAAACCACACAAUACAUACAAGGACUUGAAAAUGGCCAGUAAUAAUAAAUGGCAGUUUUAGUCUUCACACUCAGGGCUGCACACGUGUGAAGGUUGGCAGCUUGCUUCAGCACGGCAGCCCCGGCUUGCCACUGCCCACUCCUGGCUUUGAAUGCAUCCCACUCAUCACCACAUUUACUUCUGCUUCACCUUCCCCAGACUUCCCCUCUUGCUCUCGUUCAUUAUUUCCUCCUCAUCCAGAUCUAAGUUUGUCCCUAAUUGUCGAUGCAUCCUGUAACUUGCACCUACAGCUGGUGCAAGACCCUCUGCAAGACAAAUUCUCCCGGUGGCUCCUCAAACACUUCAGAGUGGGACCUCCCCUUGCUCGGAGUGACUUUCUUCCUCUCUGAGCUGCCCCCAUUGGCAAGGGGGGGUAUCGGGGUGGCCUUUGCCUUUGGGCCCUGAGGGGCAGGACCACUGGGAGUGUGCUGCUGGCUGGGUGCAGCUGGACUCGGCACUGGUGCAGGUGGAUUUGGUGAUGCUGGUGGUACCGUUCAGAUCCUUGGUCUCUUCUGCAUGUGGCUUCUUGGGCCCAGAUGUACCUGCAAUGGAUCUGCCCCAUGAAACCUCAACUCAGUGGGUUCAAUUGACAUAUCUUUUAAAAAAGAGGGGUGUUCUUGCCAAGGUGAUUUCACUAAUAGAGCAUAGGCUAAUUUCUGACAUAAAUUAUUCACCACGAUUUUUUCCACCAGGUCCUUUUUUUAUAAUUGGCUAUGAAGAUAUGGAAAGCAGUGAUGAUUUACCUCUUAUUUUAAAUUGGUGACAGCUCUUUGGCCAAGUUCACCCACUUUGUGUAACUUCAAAGGUAUCCUCACGAUACAUGGGGAUUGUUUUGGCUGAACGCAGGCACUGACUUACUGCCUUUGAAAAACAUGUGUUUUUUCAAAGAGUACAGUACUCAGUAAGCGCCAGUGCCAACAUCUUAUAUGUUGUUACAAAAAUAGAAGAAAUACCAAAAACACUUGCUAAGUACAUUUUAAAUCUAACUACUAAAUUCCACUUAAUUAUAUUUUAACUCAGCCAAAAAUUUUCUGCAUAUUAUGUUUUCCCGCUUGGCUGUUUUACAAUAAAAUGGGAAAAAGCAAAUAGCCAGGUUUAAAAAAACAUUACACUUCAGUUCCUCUAAAAGACAGUGAAGACAUACUGAUUAUAUACAAAAAGGUCUUGCAGUUCUCCUCUCAUUUGUGAGAAGAUGAUUACGGGCUACAGUAUGAUGAACUUAAUCUUACAUGAGAUAAGUGACAAUACCAAAAUAUGCCUAUCUGAAGGAAGUAACUGUCACAGCGAAUUAUUGCAGGCUUCUGGUGAGAAAGCUGCAGAGAAGGCAAACAGUCCAUCUCUCGCUGGUCAAUGGAAAUGUUUUCUCCAAUUUAACUGGCAGUUCAUUAUGACAAUGAUAUAUGUACAUGUUUACAAACUGCAAGUAGUCCCUUUAAAAAUGCGAGCAGAAGUUGAUGCUCAGGUACACAGUUAAGCAUGUGUAAUGAAAUUUUUGUCAAUUUAGCAGUUUUCUCAUAAGCUAGAUGCUGUGUAACAUUGGAGAAGGAGACUUUAGUUUCAAUGUUUGUUUUGAGGAUUUUUAUGGACCUCAAUCAGGUAGCAUGUGACUGGGAGCUGUUUACUGUGAUUUUUUUUUUCUCAUGCAAUUCACCAUUUAUCAGAUGAAAACAAGCUGAAGGCACUGUUAUGGUAACUAUGUAGCUUGUCCUACAUUUUUCUUUCCAAAAACUGAUGCUUAAAAAAUAAACGCAUUUUUGCAAACAUAAA